AUGUCCUCGGCCGUAGCUGAGCUGGAGAAUUAUCUCCAGUCGAUGCUGGCCCUCAAGGCCCCAGGCGUAUCGGGCUCCAAAAUCCACAGCAUCACCACUCUGUGUACCGCCAACGUACAGAAUGAAUCCGUUCUUAUUCAGAAGAUCUACACACACUUCAAGAAGGCACCGGGCACCCACAAACUGGGAGUACUCUAUGUCGUAGACUCCGUAACCCGGCAAUGGGUAGAAGCUGCACGAAAGGCUGGUCAGCCCCCUGGGAGCUCUGCUCCUGAUGGAACCUUCGCCGCAGGCGUCAACCGUGUCACUGAACUCCUGCCUGUUCUAAUGGGCGAUAUCAUAAACACCGCUCCUCAAGAUCAAAAGGAAAAGAUCAAGAAGCUGAUCGACAUCUGGGAGCGCGGAUGCACAUUCCCAGCCCCAAUGCUCAACUCAUUUCGCGAGAAGCUGAAUGCUCCUCAGCAGCGUAAGUUUGCACCCCCUUUGCUUUCGCAUCCCGUAAUCAUGUCUGAUUUGUUUAUCCGCUACGCAGCUGUGGAAUCCACCACCCCCGAAGGAUCUCCCGCCCCGGGCCCCAAUCUUCUUGGAGGCGUAACCAUGCCAUCUCAACCUCCCAACGGUGGCGCCGCCCCGGAUACUUCGAGUAUCUUGAAGGCGCUGGCAGACAUGGCCAAGCAGAACACUGCGGCGCCCGCGGCCCCGGCCAUGGCAAACCCUCUUGCUGCGCUGAACCCUGCAGCAGCAAUUCCGCCCCCUGUCUCGUCCGCCGAUCCAUCCGCGAACCCAUAUGCAGCCGGUGCGAUGGCGAACCCAUUCGCUGCUUUUGGCCAGAACCCGACCAUGCCUCAGCCGCAAAGCCAAAGCCAGACGCCCAACCCACUCCCGUCGGCCCAGAACCCCUUGGCCGCCAUGCUCCCUGCAGGUACCGCCAUGCCACCCAUGGGAGAUGGCAAUGCUCUGUCCCAGCAGCUUCAGCUUCUGCAACUUUUGGCUGCGCAGGGUAUUCCCCAGGAUCAGUGGGGCACUGCCCUCCAAAUCAUCAGUAUGACCAACAGCAUGCCUGGUGGUGGUCCGAUCCCUGGCCAGAUGCCCGGCUUCCCUCCCAUGCCCGGUCAGGGUGCAGGUGGUUGGGGUCACGGCGAUGCUCAGGGUCAUAAUGAUCGCGACAGAGAGCGUGAUUACAACCGUUCCCCUCAGGGAUACCGCCGUCGCUCUCGUUCUCCCGGCUGGGACCGCCGUCGUGAUGCCUCUCCCCCUCGUCGUCGCAACAGCCCUGUUUACGAUGAAUACCAUGCGGACUCCCCAGGACGUCGGGGCGAUCCCCGCGAUGGUCGUGGUGGUCGUGGUGGCGGCCGUGGUGGCAGCGAUUACCGCCAGCGCAGCCCGGCUGGACGGAGACGCCGCUCCCCCUCACCCCAGCGCAAUAAGGACCCCAACCUUCCACCUCCCGGUCCUAAGCUCGUCGAGUGGGACUACUCAAUCGGACAAGGUAGCAUGAAGGUUCUUAGCCGAACUCUCUUCGUUGGCGGUGUCACCAUUCCGGAGGCUCAAUUGCGCGCACUCUUCAACAAGUUUGGCCUGGUUCAGACUUGUAUCGUAAACAUCGACAAGCGCCAUGCAUUCAUUAAGAUGAUCAGCCGUCCAGAUGCGAUCGCUGCCCGCGAUGGUAUGGAGUCAUACCGCCAAGGAGAGAUGCAGCUGCGAACCCGUUGGGGUGUCGGCUUCGGUCCCCGUGACUGCAGCGAUUACCAAACCGGUGUUAGCAUUAUUCCUAUCGACCGACUGACCGAGGCGGAUCGCAAAUGGAUGCUCAACGCCGAAUACGGUGGAACCGGAGGCCGGCCUAUCGAGCCUGGCAUGGUUGUUGAGGAGCCGGAUAUCGAAAUCGGUGCUGGUGUUUCUUCAAAGGCAAUCAGCCGACGCAUCGCGACCGACACUGGCGGCAAGCGAGGCCCUGUCUCCUCCCGCACCAACCCCAACCCUGACACCCGCUUUGGCGGUGGUGGAGGUGGUGGUGGUGGUGGCGGCGGCGGUGGCCGUCGCCAGGACCGUGAUGGUUUCGGUGGAGGUCAAUACGGAGGCCAGGGCGAGCAGGAUAUGUCAAACAUGAACAACCCCGCCGUUGCCCCUGCCGUCCCCGCCUACGGCUUCAAUUUUGCCAGUAUGCCCAUGCUGCCUCCCGGAUUCAUGAUGGGUGGUGCCCAAGCCGGCGGCAUGCCCACCACUCAACCUCCCCCACCGGGCCAGGGCAACUAA
Molecule: messenger RNA, 2256 nt
Organism: Penicillium waksmanii
Lineage: Eukaryota; Fungi; Ascomycota; Eurotiomycetes; Eurotiales; Aspergillaceae
Product: Nrd1 complex RNA-binding subunit
Exons: 3
Coding region: 1-2256 (751 amino acids)
Cellular component (GO): nucleus
Molecular function (GO): RNA binding
Source: RefSeq, a predicted model, not a curated record